AUGGCCACUAUCCCUCCUCAGGCGAGGUCCAAACAGCUCCGGGCAUGCUUACUAUGUUCUAUCAUUCAACACCCCAUGGAUUUUCGGAAGAACGGUUGUCCAAAUUGCGAAGAGCUUAUGCAGAUGAAAGGUUCUCCUGACCGCAUAAGUGUUUGCACCACCACCUACUUUGACGGUAUUAUUGCUGUCAUUGACACUGAAGCUAGUUGGGUUGCACGAUGGCAAAGAACAUCAAAGUACGUUCGGGGAAUGUAUGCUGUCCGCGUGAAAGGUCGUAUUCCGGAAGAUGUAGAAGCUGAACUUGAGUCCCGUGGCAUCAAGUACCGUCCAAGAGACCAGAGUGAUCAGGAUUAG
Suillus subalutaceus is the source of this 354-nucleotide messenger RNA. Its product is annotated as Spt4/RpoE2 zinc finger-domain-containing protein. Gene Ontology annotation, molecular function: zinc ion binding; RNA polymerase II complex binding. The coding region runs from base 1 to 354 and encodes 117 amino acids. NCBI's taxonomy places the organism in Eukaryota, Fungi, Basidiomycota, Agaricomycetes, Boletales, Suillaceae. The record is from RefSeq and is a predicted model, not a curated record. Gene Ontology annotation, cellular component: nucleus; DSIF complex. Gene Ontology annotation, biological process: chromatin organization; regulation of transcription elongation by RNA polymerase II; mRNA processing. The transcript is spliced from 3 exons.